Molecule: messenger RNA, 1675 nt
Organism: Mirounga angustirostris (Northern elephant seal)
Lineage: Eukaryota; Metazoa; Chordata; Mammalia; Carnivora; Phocidae
Gene: RNF128
Product: ring finger protein 128
Exons: 7
Coding region: 312-1520 (402 amino acids)
Source: RefSeq, a predicted model, not a curated record
UGCAGGAAGUCAUCCAAUCCUGAUAAGUUGACAUGUAGAAUAAAGUUUAUGGUGUUAUUUAUUGCUAAGGUAGUCCUGGUUAAAGGUUACGUGUGUACCGCUGGAGGAGGGGCAGGCAAGGGAGAAUGUAGGUAACUAAAGUGAAAUAGAGCUGACGUAUUCAGAGCUUACGUUGCUAGAGGUGAGAUCAGUUACCUACUCGCAACUGAAAUUUCAAACUUCUGCUUAGCAGGGACCUGAGUGGACAAAUGGUGACUGAUAGUUGGAAAUACCGGCAGACAUCUUAAGUUUUAUGUUCAGAUGAACGAGCAAUGAACCAGGAGAAUAAGUCCAGUUGUUUUUGGCUGCUUGUAAUUUUUAUCUUCUUAUUUAAAAUCACAGCGUCUUUUUCAAUGAAUGCCUAUGUGACUGUGACUUAUUAUAAUGAAACCAGCAACUACACUACAAUAGAGAGGUGUGAAUGUGGUGUUUAUGGAUUAGCUUCACCAGUGGCUAAUGCUAUGGGGGUGGUGAGCAUCCCUAAGAACAAUAAGUACCAAGCUUGUGACUACAACACUGAGUUUACUAAUACUAACAGUCCCUGGAUUGCGCUGAUAGAAAGAGGUAAUUGUACAUUUUUGGAAAAAAUUCAAGCAGCAGGCAGAAGAAACGCAGAUGCUGUUGUGAUUUACAAUGUUCCGGACACUGGCAACCAGACGAUACAGAUGGCCAAUUUCGGUGCAGGAGACAUUGUUGCAAUCAUGAUUGGCAAUCUGAAAGGCACAAAAAUUCUGCAAUCUAUUCAAAGAGGCAUACAAGUAACAAUGGUCAUCGAAGUAGGGAAAAAACAUGGCCCUUGGGUGAAUCACUAUUCAAUUUUCUUCGUUUCUGUGUCCUUUUUUAUUAUUACGGCAGCAACUGUGGGCUAUUUUAUCUUUUAUUCUGCUCGAAGAUUACGGAAUGCAAGAGCUCAAAGCAGGAAACAGAGACAAUUAAAGGCAGAUGCUAAAAAAGCUAUUGGGAGGCUUCAACUACGUACACUGAAACAAGGAGACAAGGAAAUUGGCCCUGAUGGAGAUAGUUGUGCUGUGUGUAUUGAACUAUAUAAACCAAAUGAUUUGGUGCGCAUCUUAACCUGCAACCAUAUUUUCCAUAAGACAUGUGUUGACCCAUGGCUGUUAGAACACAGGACUUGCCCCAUGUGCAAAUGUGACAUACUCAAAGCUUUGGGAAUUGAGGUGGAUGUUGAAGAUGGAUCAGUGUCUUUACAAGUCCCUGUUUCCAAUGAAACAUCAAAUAGUGCCUCUCCUCAUGAAGAGGAUAAUCGCAGUGAGACUGCAUCGUCUGGCUAUGCUUCUGUUCAGGGAGCAGAUGAACCACCUUUAGAAGAACAUGUGCAGUCAGCAAAUGAAAAUCUCCAGCUGGUAAACCAUGAGGCAAGUUCCAUGGCAGUGGAUGUUGUUCCUCAUGUUGACAACCCAACCUUUGAAGAAGAUGAAACUCCUGAUCAAGAGACUGCUGUUCGAGAAAUUAAAUCAUAAAAUCUGUGUCAAUAGAAAACUUGAAACUUUAGUAAUAACAGAACUGCCAAUCAGGGCUAGUUUACUAUUAAUGAACUGGAUAAACUUAAUUAAAUAAGAAUGAUACUGAAAGUGCUGAGAUGACUACUAUAAUGCUAUAGUUAAAUUACUUAAAA